Molecule: messenger RNA, 5755 nt
Organism: Ostrea edulis (European flat oyster)
Lineage: Eukaryota; Metazoa; Mollusca; Bivalvia; Ostreida; Ostreidae
Product: cell adhesion molecule Dscam2-like
Exons: 15
Coding region: 284-2302 (672 amino acids)
Molecular function (GO): protein binding
Source: RefSeq, a predicted model, not a curated record
AUAAGAUGAUGAACAGAAACAUUUCUAUAUCUUUGCAGAAAGACAUCAAAGUACUGAAAGCUGCAUUGCUAGAUGAAGAUGAAAAAAUUACGGACAUAAUGCCAAGGCCGCUUAGCAGCAUAGAAGCACUUCAACAAUACGCAAGAUCGUAAAUAUCGAGUUAGCGGAACUCUCUUGUAAAGAAGUCCGGAAAAGCGUGUCGAUCUUGGGCAUUUUUUUUUUAUUCAAACAUGGCAUCGGAAGACGAUUUAACCCGUACUUUCCACAAUUAAAAGCAUUUUUAAUGAAAGGUUCUGCCUCAAAUAUCGUCUAUCUAGAAAAGGGAGAAAGUGGAUGCAUUUCAUUUUCCCAAGCCGAAACAAACACAGAUAGAGCUAUCAAGCGAGAGAAUUCGGUUUUAUGCAUGCAGUUUAGUGGAAGUAAAGAAGUGGGCAUCACAUUCCCGGCUGCUUGGAGCAGAUCAUUUUCUUGCCAAACCAAUGAUUCCCAUAUAUCUGUGUGCAUCAGUAGCGCCACUGAAGAAGACGGAGGGAUAUUUUUCUACACGUUUGGACUCCUCACGAUUGACAAUAGAACUCUAAUGAUAGAAAGUCCAGAACUUACAAUUCGUCCCCAGACUCCUGCCACAGUUAGAGAAGGAGAAACCAUAGUCUUGACCUGUCAGUCAAAUCAUUCUAGUGGAAUAUAUCAGUUCUUUACGAUUGAUGGUCAGGGAAAUCGCGUUAUAUACGGCACUGGUGGAGGCUCCUUCAAAUCAUGUCAAAAUGGAACACAGGCUGCGUUCCUUGAUUGUAACUUUGAGAAUCCGUGGAAGUUCUUCCUGACAUUGUUAAACCCCAUUCAUAACCAAGUCGUCUACUGCAGCAGAGCAUUCAUCCAAGGAUAUUGGAACACCAGUACUACAAUCUUUGUACAGGUUCCUGUAUCUUCUGUCGUCUUGAAACCAACUCGGAUUACUGUAAACAUUGAUGAAAUAGUAACUCUAACCUGUCAGACGGAUUUCUGCAACCCGCCCGCCAACAUCACGUGGUACAAGGCGUCUUCAGACAUAACUAGUCAGGCCACAUCUACAACAGAGACUAAGAAUGGCUACCUAGUGAGAACAACCUCAGUUUUACCGUAUACUGGGGUAGCCGAGGACAACGAUCAAGAGGUGCACUGCGCAGCCAGCAACAUACCGGAACAGGAUGUGGAAUCAAUGAGAUACAAAUUAAACGUCAGAUACAUUUCAGAAGUCCAAAUCCUUCCGGUCAGUACUCUAAAUGUCGUCGUUGGACAGAGCCAGGUCUGGCUAUAUUGUUGUGUCGACAACACAAGUCCAGUAAACAGCUUAACGUACAGAUGGGUGAAAUGGAAUUCACGCAAUUCUUCUUUGGUAUCAUCUUCUCAGAUUUACGUCAUCAAAACCGCGAAAAUGGAGGAUAGUGGUACAUAUGUAUGUACAGCCACGAACUCUUUUGGAAACUCUAGCGGUUCUGUUGAUAUCAAUGUGCAGUUGGCACCUCUAGCCCCGGAGAUUCUUCACGUUGUAUGUAGAUCUACAUAUGCUGACAUUGUGUGGAUUUCUUCAUCCACAGACUCUCCACAUAUCACACAAGAAACACUUCAGUGCAUCCAAAGAGAUAUUAAUAGAUUUGUGAAUAUAACUUACAAAGAAGUGAACAGAACGAAAUCUAACAUCAAUAUAUAUCACGUGACCGACUUAAAGCCGAACACACCGUACAUAUUCAGAGUGCUGGCUUCAAAUCUACACGGAAUUACAUUAUCUGAUAAUAUCUCCUGUUUCACAAACCCGGAAAAUGAAGCUAAAGUAGAAGGCACAAAUGCUGACUGUAACCAGGGGGAGAUAAUCGGUGGGAUUAUUGGUGGAUUGUUAUUCAUCAUUAUUUUAGUGGUGAUCAGUGUUUCAAUGCUGAUUAGAUACAGGAAAGCAAUGAAUUCUGAAGGCAACCCUCAAAAACCUAGGGACGAUAGCAUUGAAAGACCUCAAAGAUCGGAGUACGUGGAUCAGUUAUCUCCCGUUGAAGAUCAUCAGUAUCAGGGAAUUUCUAACACAGAUAUCCAGAAGACUGGCGUAUACGAAAAACUUGAAGCCCCCUCUCAAACAGACACACGAGCAGAAUAUACGGAGUUAAUUAGCACUGCAAAAACAGAGGACAGGCGCGACGCCUCUGCAGCAGAUGAUUCUCAUCACAAACCUGAGAGAGCGGAAUACAUUGAGCUGACAGACACAUCAUACACAGAGAAGAAACGCGACACAAUUACACAGAAAGGUCAAGAUGAGCCAUACUCCAACAUCUAAAACGCACAAGGACUUUGUAAAGGCCAAAGCUGUAUUACAUUACCGUUAAACCCACAAGAAACAUUCUGUCGUAAUAUUGAAACUACUGUAUAAUCACUUCUUGAAUAACCAAAACGGAUGUUAUACAUUAAAGGAAAAUGUCAUCCUUGAUCGAUGACAAUAACUACAGUAAAAGUGCUGCCAUUGUAAACAGCAAAAGUCAGUGUGGUUUCUUGUGGAACAAAAGAAGGAAUCCUUCAGGGAGGUGUGCCAUCUGGAUUUUUGUUUACAGUGCUCAUCAAUAAACUCUUAAAAGGACUACAACAGAUGAAUAACAAUUUCGCAGUAUUCAACUUUGCAUCAUAAAGCUCAGUCCUAGCAGAUAAUGUUAGUUACCUGUCUUCCAGCCCACAAUCAUUUUGAAACAUGCUGGAUGUACCUAUUACUCGCCUAUGCUUCCGGGUGGAGGUUCUCAUUCAAUUCUGUAAAACCGUGCGUUCUUAUUUUUGGGAAAGUGAUAUCAUUAUUACUAUAUUAUUACUAAAAUAUGGAUUCUAAAAAUAAUUCCAUAGAACUUUUAGUAAAUUUGAAUCACAAAACUUUUCCAAAAUCAACAACAUCAAAACGUAUGAUUCUCGACAGUUUACACGACCAUUCCUCACAAUAAAUUAAAAACUAGGCUUUUGGACAUAAUAGACAGCGGCUUCUUAGAACAAAAAUGAAACCCGGAAAUAUUCGUAUAUUGUGCUGAAGUCAUCCAAAAAUUACUUGGUUAAACAUCACUCGGAUUCUACGCAUUACGCAAUCUGACGUUGAUGUUAGAAAGAUGCUGGAGUUCCUCAUUAACAAUAUCUACAUAGUCUUUGGUUAUCAGGUAUUCAAACAGUCUGUUGGAAUUCCCAUGGGAACGAAUUGUGUUCCUUUAAUAGCUGACCUGUUUUUAUAGUCUUACGAGGCAGAAUUUAUUCAAAAGCUUCUGCAUGAGAACAAAAAAUUCUCUUGUUGUGACAUUUAACUCGACAUUUAGGUAUAUCAAAGUUUUAUAUUAGUAAUACUCUUUUUCACUCAAGUCAAUUCGAUAUAUCCCAGUGAACUCAAAAUAAAAGAUAUCAGUCUUUCGCAUCUGCUUCGUUCCUGGAUAAUUUAUUGAACACAGAUGUUAUCGGCAAACUUACUAAUCAAUUUUUUGACAAACGGAUGAUUUCAGCUUUUCCACUGUCAACUUCCCCAUUUUAUCUAACAAUAUACCAUUAUCAACUACAUAUGGUGUUUGUCUCUCAACUAAUUUGAUAGAUAUGAAUAUGUUCUGCAUAAGAACAGUUUUUAAAUUGAGGUAGUUUACUGAACAGGGCUUUCAACAGUCUCGUUUAAAGUAAGCAUUUUACAAAUUACAGGUUUUCAAGUGACAUUUUGCAAAAAAUAAGGGCCAUUUUUAGGGCAAAAUUUUCAAAAAAUAAGGGCCUUUUAAAGGAUUUUUAAGGGCUUUUUAGACAAAAAUAAGGGUUAAAUCUACAAAUCAAUAGGAAAGAUAAAAUGUUUUACUCACCGUUUGCAAGAGCAAAAAUACAAAAACUAAUUACCCACUCAGAAGAUCAUACCAGUGGUCAUCAACAGCCAUAUUCAGCAUUCAGCACAAACCAUGAUAUAAUUCAGGUGGACUCCCAUGGCUCACAAUCAAUGCUGAAUAUAGCCGAUAACCAUCAAUAUGUCUUCUGAGAUGUACAUUCAAUCAACAUAUUCAUUUUCUGAAAGUAUACUAAGACUAAAUUUAAUAAAUUCCAACACUUACUUUAUGUCAAAUUUAUUUAAACUUUCAAAAUUUGAAAAUGUAGGAAUUUCAACAAAAAAUUAGGGCUUUUAUAGGAUUCCAAAGGAAAAUAAGGGCUGUUGUAGAAAUAUAAGGAAAAUAAGGGCCCGCUUGAAAGUCUGAAAUUAUGUGGUUGUUAUAACUAUCUAGUUUACCAAUACAACCUAUUGGUUGCGUUCACUGUUCUACCAAAGGUAGUUGCCAUUUUGAAGAUGUCGCUAAUAAACCAAAGUCCCGUGCUAACAAUUCUACCACGAAUAUGGUCGGCCUGCAAGAAAAUCUAUAAAUGGUAACUACCUCUGAUGAACUUUGGUACCAUUGGUUUACCAUUGACGGUUAAAGAUACCAAUGAAUAGUAAUCACUGGGAAAACUGUGAACGCUGUCGGAUAUGUUUCAUACAUUUUGUUAAGCCCGUUCUUGGCAUACUGAUUUGACUAUGGAUUACCGUUUACAUGAUCAAGAUAUAUCAUUUGAGAUAACAUUUCUAUUCUACAAAAAGAUAUAAAUCUUAAGAGGAAAAACUUUGUACUUUUUUCUUUUUAAGGUGGGUCCUUAGUCCUGGAUUUUUGGGGUUUAGGUAGCAUUUUUUUGUUUGGAAUCAAUAAAUUAACAUUCAGAGUAAUGAAAAAAGGCAAAACAGUUAAGGGUUUCCAUAUUAAUUUUCAUUACAUACACCACUAAAGUCAUAUACCCCAAUGUAGAUUUUUAUGAAAUUCAUUGGAAACAGUUAUUUGUUGUUAUUUUAAAAUAAAAACAACAAAAUAUUUUUUGAAUUGCAUUUAUUUAUCGGGAAACAUGUCAAUAACUAAAACAAAUGUCAUUUUCAAUAUGUUCAUCAAGUUUUAGAAUAAUAUGUGCAAAGUUAAUGAAUUAGCGUUAUUCCCCAAAAUGUUAAAAAACAAACAAAUGUGGACGCAUUUUCCUUAUAGCAUGGUUUACAUAUCAUUUUUUCUGUUUAUAUUAAUACAGUUACAUCUGUUAUAGUUAUUCAUGGGAAAAAAUCCAUACCUUUCCUUAAUAAUUUCAAAUCUAUAGCUUCCAGAUUAUGUAUACCCCCAUCAAAAACUGAAGUCUGGCACCAUACAGCUGAGUUAUUUAAAAUCACUCGGGAUUAAAAUUUUAUGUAAUUUCAUGAAAAGACACAGAUAAUGAUUCCUUAUCACCUUGGUAAAAUGUUUGUCAAAAAUAAAGGAAAUCUAUCGCAUUAUGGACUUGAUAAAUAAUUGAAUGAAAACAGAGUUAUUGUCCUUGGAUUCAAUAUUUUGAAACAUAUCAUUGACUAUUCAAAUAUAACUAAGAAUUUUGAAAUAUUUUAUGGCUAACAAGAUUUUUUACAAUAACUGUUGAAACAGAUUCCAACAAAAUUUAUAUUCCUAUCAUUAAAUCAUUGACUUUGAAAAAUCCUAUGACGUCACAGGAGUGUGGAUCUACGUUAAAAAGAGUAACUUUGCAAUAGCAUAAAAUGAAUAUGAAAUAUCAAAUUACUUUCAAAUAUUUGUUAGACUUGUCACAAAUCAUUGGAAAUGAAAACAAAACGAUGAUUUAUUAUCAUUAUUCUGAGAUAUACAAUCUUUGACAUCAAAAGUCGUUAUUUCCAAUGGAUAUGCCAUCCUUUGCAUUUAUUCUACAUAGAUAAUGGGGGGGGGGGGGGGGGGGGGGAUUAUAA